Trachymyrmex septentrionalis is the source of this 309-nucleotide messenger RNA. Its product is annotated as phospholipase B1, membrane-associated-like. Gene Ontology annotation, molecular function: glycerophospholipase activity. The annotation marks the transcript as partial. The record is from RefSeq and is a predicted model, not a curated record. The transcript has 2 exons. Gene Ontology annotation, biological process: phospholipid metabolic process. Lineage: Eukaryota; Metazoa; Arthropoda; Insecta; Hymenoptera; Formicidae.
ACAGGAAUGGAGGAAAAAUAUCUGCAAAUAGCAAGACAAAGAAACAAAAUGCAAAAAAGAAUUCCCAAUUAUGUUCCAUUUCCUUGUAAUGUGACAGAUAGUCGGUCGCCAGAAGUGCCAGAAUCGGUGCAUAAAUUAAGACCAGGUGAUAUUGAUGUCAUUGCUGCGAUGGGUGAUUCUCUUACAGCUGGAGCUGGAAUUUUUGCAGACAACGUGCUUCAAGUCGCCAUAGAAAACAGAGGAGUUACUGCGGCUGGUGGAGGCCAAGGCACGUGGAGAGAAUAUUUAACUCUUCCCAACAUAAUUAAG